AGCAGUUCAACUCUUCUCCCAUUGCCUGCACACCAUCUCCCGUCCGACUGGAAGCUCCAGACCAUCUGUCGCAAACCUUUGGUAUCGGAUUGCUGCCUAAAACCGACGUCGCCAAACUUUUUGAGUACAAAUACUGCAUCUACACCCUGAAUCCGAUCGCAUACGUUGCGAACUACCAAAAUGUCGACCUCGAACCUUCUCAAUCGAAAUCUCGACGACAGUGAUGAGGAAGAUGAUAACUUCAACCCCCAACCUGCCGACUUAUCGGAUGCUGAGGGCGGAGACGAUGACGAGGAUGCCGGCGCGCAAAUCCAAAAUGAAGCUUCUAAAGGGCGCGUAAACCAUGAUGAUGAUUCUGAGGAUGAAGAUGGCGAUAAUGGGCGAGCGCGACCUGCGCAAAAUGAUGACGAGGAUGACGAGGAAGGCGGAGAUGAUGACGAUGAGGAAGACGAGGAAGAGGACGAAGACGAAGAGGAAAUCUCAGUAGGUUUUACCCCUCGGGCUAUCAUUUGGGCUGCCAUUGCUGCCUUGCGGAGUUUUAUUCAGAGCUAUGAAUCUUGAGUAUUCUGAAAUCGCGGUCGCUAACCAAUUCUAGGGUCCCAAACGAAAGCGCGUAAAGAGAAGCAAUCGAAAUGUCUUCCUCGAUGUUGAAGCCGAAGUGGAUGAAGACGAAGACGAAGACGAGAAUGAGGAUGAUGAAAAUGAGAUCCGAGAUAAUUUCAUUGCAGACACCCAUCCAGAUGACGAGGCAGAUCUUCCGGCCGGUGGUGAGAUGGACGAUAGACGACAUAGAGAGCUGGAUAGACAGCGUGAGCUAGAAGCUAGCAUGGACGCAGAGCAGCAAGCCGAAGCACUUCGCUUGCGAUACUCCAACAAGAGAGGAAGUGGUAAAGGCCUGGGCGACUCUGAUAUUGUUCCACGACGACUUCUUCUCCCCAGUAUCAAUGAUCCAAGUAUCUGGGCAGUUCGAUGUAAAGAGGGCAAGGAAAAGGAGGCCAUUUUCUCCAUCAUGAAACGAAUCGAGGAAAAAAUGGGCACCAAGGACGAACUUGCGAUCACAUCUGCUUUUGAGAGAGGCGGAACACAAUCAACCAUGAAGGGGUAUAUUUAUGUGGAAGCUCAGCGGGCCUCGGAUAUUUUGACUGCUUUGGAUGGCCUCAUGAAUAUCUACCCACGUACGAAGAUGGAAAUGAUUGAGAUCAAGGAAAUGCCCGACCUUCUUAGAGUUACGAAAACCGCUGCCCUGGAACCUGGAGCUUACGUUCGGCUAAAGCGACCCCCCAAGUACUCUGGAGAUCUUGCACAGAUUAUCGAUGUGACAGACACUGGUUUGGAACUUCGUGUUCGAUAUGUGCCUCGCUUAGAUUAUGGCAUGCAUGAAGAUGUCGGCGCAGGCCCAGAUGGUGGAAAGAGAAAGCGAGUUACAGCGGGUCCUCGACCACCACAGCGACUCUUCUCUGAGGUUGAUGCAAAGAAAAGACACGCCAAAUAUUUGCAAGGAAACCCACAAUCAAAGACCUGGUCAUACCUUGGAGAUGACUACAUUAAUGGUUUCUGUGAAAAGGACGUCAAACUUCAAGCAAUUGACACGAAGGAUGUCAACCCAACCUUGGAAGAAGUGACCAGAUUCGCGAGUGGCCAAGAUGAUGGCACUGAGAAUCUUGAUUUGAACGCCCUAGCUGCAAGUCUCAAGUCGAGUACCGUAAACACAUCAUAUCAACCUGGUGACAUAAUUGAAGUCUACGAUGGCGAGCAAAAGGGGGUUUUGGGUAAAGCCAUAUCCAUCCGAAGCGAUAUUGUCACAAUGGCGGUUUUGGAGGGUCCUUUGAGAGGCAAGACCAUCGAGGUUCCUGUUAAAGGCCUUCGCAAGAGAUUCAGAGAGGGUGAUCACGUCAAAGUUAUUGGUGGCAGUCGAUAUCGUGAUGAAGUUGGUAUGGUGGUCAAAAUUGUCGAAGACCGUGUUACUUUGUUGAGUGAUCACGGAAACGCUGAAAUCACAGUGUUCAGCAAAGAUUUGCGAGAAGCAAGCGACUCUGGUGGCAGUGGUUCUCUUGGAAAGUACGAGCUUUGGGACUUGGUUCAAUUAGAUGCCGCGACUGUUGCCUGUAUUGUUAAGGUUGAUCGAGAGUCGAUGGUCGUUUUGGAUCAGAACAAUCAGACACGAACGGUCAUGCCAUCUCAAAUUUCCAACAAGAUUGAGAAACAACGAGGCGGUGGUAUUGCCACUGAUCGUAGUGGUAAUGAGAUCAAGCUUGAGGAGAACGUCAAGGAGUAUGGAGGAGAGGGCAGAACCGGCAAGAUCAUUCAUAUCCACCGAACCUACCUUUACCUGAAGAGCUCUUCUCAAAGCAAGAACGCUGGCAUCUUCGUUACACGUACGAAUGCCGUCAACAGUAUGGCUGCCAAGGGUGUUACCGCAGUCAAUGCCGGACCUGACUUGACUUCGAUGAAUCCAGCAAUGAAGCGUAACCCUGGAGCUGCCCCUGGUGGAGACAUGCCACCUCCCAAAUCUUUUGGCAGAGAUCGCUCUAUUGGUCAGACAGUCACCAUUCGAAAGGGACCUUAUAAGGGACUACUUGGUAUUGUAAAGGAGACUUCUGACAACAAUGCUCGUGUUGAGCUUCAUACCAAAAACAAGACUGUCAAUGUACCAAAGGAUGCUUUGGCCUUCAAAGACAAACUUACUGGAGCCACGAUUGAUGUCAACUCGAGAGGUGGUAGAGGCGGUUUUACUCCAAGAGGCGGGGGACGAGGAGCUACUCCGCAUGUGGGAAGCGGAUGGGAAGGCGGACGUACGCCUGCGGCUGGCGGUGAUGUUGGUCGAACGCCAGCUUGGGGCAGAGGAAGUAAGUCUUCUUUGCUCUUAUCAUUUCCGAUUUUUACUAACGUAUCUAGCACCUGCUAUGGCCAACGGUGGUGGACGAACCCCCGCGUGGAAAGCUCCUGAUAACAACGGAGGCCGAACCCCAGCUUGGGCUGACGGAUCACGAACUGCCAAUCCUUAUGAUGGUAGUAGAACAUCUUAUGGAGGAGGUAACCGAACUCCAGCUUGGUCUUCGGGAGCCAAAACUCCGUAUGGACAAUCAGGAUUCGAUGCCGGUUCCAAGACUCCUGGUUACUCCGGGGGCGGUGGUGAUUCUUGGGGCUCCAAAACACCAGCCUACAAUCAGCCCACGCCCGCUGCUGAAAGUUGGGAAGCAAAUCAACCUUCUGGUGGACAAGGCUGGGGAGGCUCAAAUCCUUAUGAUGCUCCAACACCCGGCAACCCCAUGUCAGCGCCAACACCUGCUGCUCUGAACGCCCCAACACCAGGCGCCUACUCAGCACCUACGCCCGCCCCGUAUAAUGCACCUACACCUGGAGCGGCACCCACGCCUGCUCCUGGAUGGGGUGGUGCUUGGGGUGCACCUACGCCUCAGGCAAUGGACGCUCCUACUCCCGGUGGCCAACAAGGAUAUUAUGGUGCGCCUACACCUGGUGCUUAUGGUGUGCCGGAAACCCCAGCUGCGAACUGGCAGGACGACGGACCAAGAUAUGUGGAUUAGAUAAUGGAUAAUUGUACGAGGGGAGGGGCGGAGCAUGGUGGGUGCACUAGGGAGGAAAUGUUGUUUGUAUUAGGAAUUUGGGUGGCAUAUGCAUAUUUGCGGGGGAGUUUUUUCUUUUCAUUCUCUUUUUUCCUGAUAUGAUUUUUCAUCCGCAGCCCUUUUUUUAUAAAAAAAAAAGACAAAGGAAAUUAAAAACUGCAACGAGAGGAGAAUCUUUUACUGCUACUUCCUCUCUCUCUUUCUUGCCAGGUGUGUUAACAGGAAUGGAGGGAUUCCAUACCGAUUUUUUAGCGUUGAUUUUCUUUUUUCUUUUUUAGAAUGAGAAUGAGAAUGAAAAUCGAAAUGGAAAUGGAAAUGGGGUGCUUGCUUAAUAUGAU
Messenger RNA from Hymenoscyphus albidus, 3922 nucleotides. Lineage: Eukaryota; Fungi; Ascomycota; Leotiomycetes; Helotiales; Helotiaceae. The record is from the annotation of a GenBank genome assembly.